CUUCAAAAGACAUAGACGACUGAUUUUCUACGGUAGCCUACUAACGAUAAUGUUAGCUAGUCAAUACCUAUAUGUAUUCAAGAAAAAUGAAAUGAGAGCGGAAUUUUUGGAUAUUGUCAGUGCUAUGGCAAAUAUUUUUAUUGUUACACAAGGUACAUAUCUACUCAAGUCAUAUUAUAUCAAGAUGACAAUAGUGGCCUAUAAACGUGGUCAAAUAAAAGCAUUGAUAAUGGAAAUUGGUAAAAUAUGGCCGACAGAAAUAGACAAUGAGGAGAAAGAACGCACAUUGAAUUCUUGGACGAGACGUCUUAAGCUCUUCGAUGAUGGGAUAGCAGUCCAUAUGUGCGUAUACGUGUCCUGUGACUUUUUGUUAGUAGACCUCACAUUCGAUUUAAGCGCUUUGUUCAGUUUACUUCGUUUAGACCUAGAAAAUGUCGUAAAAUCUGAUUCGGAAAAUUACAAUAUUCUCAAUGAUGACUGCGAAGACAUCAAAUUUAUAGUUAAAAAACACCAAAAACUAUUAAGUCUUUCAGAAACGUUGAACCAGAUCUUCGAAGUGUCUCUCUUCAGUCACGUAACGACAUCGUCUGUUAUUAUUUGUUGUAAUGUGUUCAUGGCUGUGAAAAGCGAGGGGUUUUUCCUAAGAUAUUUUACCGGUGCAUUGAGCUUAAUGUUUGCAAUAUUUGUAAUAACUUGGCCUGGACAAAUGCUAUGUGAUACGCUAGACCUGGAGACCCGGAGACUUGGAGCGGGCUCAGAUGAUAUGCUGAGGCUGACCGUCGUCCUGGAUGCAGUAGCUGGAGCGGGCUCACGCUUAAGAGCGGAGGCUGAUCGUCGUCAUUUGAGCGGCUGGAGCGGGCUCACGCUUAAGAGCGGAGGCUUAUCGUCGUCCUUUGUAGUUGACGCAGGCUUAACCUUUGCUUUUAUGUUUCAGAGUUAUAACGUAGGAGUUGCAGCAUAUCAAUGCGCUUGGUAUCAAAAAGGCAAGAAAUUUAGGAAAUGCAUAGCCAUAAUUAUUGCGAGGUCUCAAAAAGAAUGCUAUUUGUCAGCUUUGGGAUUUUCAUAUUUAACCCUUGCUAUGUUUUCUAAAAUCAUUACAACAGCCUGGUCGUAUGUCUCACUAUUGAAUCGUAUGUAUGAAGAUACUGGACUGUAAUUUUUAUAUUUACGUUAGCAUUAUUAAGCUUUAUUUUUAAUCAGAUGAAGUU
This is a messenger RNA of Melitaea cinxia (Glanville fritillary), 1208 nucleotides long. RefSeq lists its product as uncharacterized. The record is from RefSeq and is a predicted model, not a curated record. The coding region runs from base 50 to 1156 and encodes 368 amino acids. Gene Ontology annotation, biological process: sensory perception of smell; detection of chemical stimulus involved in sensory perception of smell. Gene Ontology annotation, molecular function: olfactory receptor activity; odorant binding. Gene Ontology annotation, cellular component: plasma membrane. The transcript has 9 exons. NCBI's taxonomy places the organism in Eukaryota, Metazoa, Arthropoda, Insecta, Lepidoptera, Nymphalidae.